Mandrillus leucophaeus (drill) is the source of this 4519-nucleotide messenger RNA. It is a transcript of the gene REV1, whose product is annotated as REV1, polymerase (DNA directed). The coding region runs from base 7 to 3759 and encodes 1250 amino acids. Gene Ontology annotation, biological process: error-prone translesion synthesis; error-free translesion synthesis. Gene Ontology annotation, molecular function: damaged DNA binding; deoxycytidyl transferase activity; DNA-directed DNA polymerase activity. Gene Ontology annotation, cellular component: nucleus. The transcript is spliced from 22 exons. NCBI's taxonomy places the organism in Eukaryota, Metazoa, Chordata, Mammalia, Primates, Cercopithecidae. The record is from RefSeq and is a predicted model, not a curated record.
UCCACCAUGAGGCGAGGUGGAUGGAGGAAGCGAGCUGAAAAUGAUGGCUGGGAAAAAUGGGGUGGGUAUAUGGCUGCCAAGGUCCAGAAACUGGAGGAACAGUUUCGAUCAGAUGCUGCUCUGCAGAAGGAUGGGACUUCAUCUACAAUUUUUAGUGGAGUUGCUAUCUAUGUUAAUGGAUACACAGAUCCUUCUGCUGAGGAAUUGAGAAAACUAAUGAUGUUGCAUGGAGGUCAAUACCAUGUAUAUUAUUCCAGAUCUAAAACAACACAUAUUAUUGCCACAAAUCUUCCCAAUGCCAAAAUUAAAGAAUUAAAGGGGGAAAAAGUAAUUCGACCAGAAUGGAUUGUGGAAAGCAUCAAAGCUGGACGACUCCUCUCCUACAUUCCAUAUCAGCUGUACACCAAGCAGUCCAGUGUGCAGAAGGGUCUCAGCUUUAAUCCUGUAUGCAGACCUGAGGAUCCUGUGCCAGGUCCAAGCAAUAUAGCCAAACAGUUCAACAACAGGGUAAAUCACAUCGUUAAGAAGAUUGAAACAGAAAAUGAAGUCAAAGUCAAUGGCAUGAACAGUUGGAAUGAAGAAGACGAAAAUAAUGAUUUUAGUUUUGUGGAUCUGGAACAGACCUCUCCGGGAAGGAAACAGAAUGGAAUUCCUCAUCCCGGAGGCAGCACUGCCAUUUUUAAUGGACACACUUCUAGCUCUAAUGGUGCCUUAAAGACACAGGAUUGCUUGGUGCCCAUGGUCAACAGUGUUGCCAGCAGGCUUUCUCCAGUCUCUUCCCAGGAGGAGGAUAAGGCUGAGAAGAGCAGCACUGAUUUCAGAGACUGCACUCUGCAGCAGUUGCAGCAAAGCACCAGAAACACAGAUGCUUUGCGGAAUCCACACAGAACUAAUUCUUUCUCAUUAUCACCUUUGCACAGUAACACUAAAAUCAAUGGUGCUCACCACUCCACUGUUCAGGGGCCUUCAAGCACAAAAAGCACUUCUUCAGUAUCUACUCUUAGCAAGGCAGCACCUUCAGUGCCAUCCAAACCUUCAGACUGCAAUUUUAUUUCAAACUUCUAUUCUCAUUCAAGACUGCAUCACAUAUCAAUGUGGAAGUGUGAAUUGACUGAGUUUGUCAAUACCCUGCAAAGACAAAGUAAUGGUAUCUUUCCAGGAAGGGAAAAGUUAAAAAAAAUGAAAACAGGCAGGUCUGCACUUGUUGUAACUGACACAGGAGAUAUGUCAGUAUUGAAUUCUCCCAGACAUCAGAGCUGUAUAAUGCAUGUUGAUAUGGAUUGCUUCUUUGUGUCAGUGGGUAUACGAAAUAGACCAGAUCUCAAAGGCAAACCAGUGGCUGUUACAAGUAACAGAGGCACAGGAAGGGCACCUUUACGUCCUGGCGCUAACCCCCAGCUGGAGUGGCAGUAUUACCAGAAUAAAAUCCUGAAAGGCAAAGCAGCAGAUACACCAGAUUCAUCACUGUGGGAGAAUCCAGAUUCUGCACAAGCAAAUGGAAUUGAUUCUGUUUUGUCAAGGGCUGAAAUUGCAUCUUGUAGUUAUGAGGCCAGGCAACUUGGCAUUAAGAACGGAAUGUUUUUUGGGCAUGCUAAACAACUAUGUCCCAAUCUUCAAGCUGUCCCAUACGAUUUUCAUGCAUAUAAGGAAGUCGCACGAACACUGUAUGAAACAUUGGCAAGCUACACUCAUAACAUUGAAGCUGUCAGCUGUGAUGAAGCACUGGUGGACAUCACCGAAAUCCUUGCAGAGACCAAACUUACUCCUGAUGAAUUUGCAAAUGCUGUUCGUAUGGAAAUCAAAGACCAGACGAAGUGUGCUGCCUCUGUUGGAAUUGGUUCUAAUAUUCUCCUGGCUAGAAUGGCAACUAGAAAAGCAAAACCAGAUGGGCAGUACCACCUAAAACCAGAAGAAGUAGAUGAUUUUAUCAGAGGUCAGCUAGUUACUAAUCUACCAGGAGUUGGAUGUUCAAUGGAAUCUAAGUUGGCAUCUUUGGGAAUUAAAACUUGUGGAGACUUGCAAUAUAUGACCAUGGCAAAACUCCAAAAAGAAUUUGGUCCCAAAACAGGUCAGAUGCUUUAUAGGUUCUGCCGUGGCUUGGAUGAUAGACCAGUUCGAACUGAAAAGGAAAGAAAAUCUGUGUCAGCUGAGAUCAACUAUGGAAUCAGGUUUACCCAGCCAAAAGAGGCAGAAGCUUUUCUUCUGAGUCUUUCAGAAGAAAUUCAAAGAAGACUAGAAGCCACUGGCAUGAAGGGUAAACGUCUAACUCUCAAAAUCAUGGUACGAAAGGCCGGGGCUCCUGUAGAAACUGCAAAAUUUGGAGGCCAUGGAAUUUGUGAUAACGUUGCCAGGACUGUAACUCUUGACCAGGCAACAGAUAAUGCAAAAAUAAUUGGAAAGGCGAUGCUAAACAUGUUUCAUACAAUGAAACUAAAUAUAUCAGACAUGAGAGGGGUUGGGAUUCACGUGAAUCAGUUGGUUCCAACUAAUCUGAACCCUUCCACAUGUCCCAGUCGCCCAUCAGUUCAGUCGAGCCACUUUCCUGGUGGGUCAUACUCUGUCCGUGAUAUCUUCCAAGUUCAGAAAGCUAAGAAACCCACAGAAGAGGAGCACAAAGAAGUAUUUCGGACUGCUGUGGAUCUGGAAAUAUCAUCUGCUUCUAGAACUUGCACUUUGCCACCUUUUCCCGCACAUCUGCCGACCAGUCCUGAUACUAACAAGGCUGAGUCUUCAGGGAAAUGGAACGGUCUGCAUUCUCCUGUCAGUGUGCAGUCAAGACUUAACCUGAGUAUAGAGGUCCCGUCAGCUUCCCAGCUGGAUCAGUCUGUUUUAGAAGCACUUCCACCUGAUCUCCGGGAACAAGUAGAGCAAGUCUGUGCUGUCCAGCAAGCAGAGGCACAUGGCGACAAAAGGAAAGAACCAGUGAAUGGCUGUAACACGGGAAUUUUGCCACAACCAGUUGGGACAGUCUUGUUGCAAAUACCAGAACCUCAAGAAUCGAACAGUGACACAGGAAUAAAUGUAAUAGCCCUUCCAGCAUUUUCACAGGUGGACCCUGAGGUAUUUGCUGCCCUACCUGCUGAACUUCAAAGGGAGCUGAAAGCAGCAUAUGAUCAAAGACAAAGGCAGGGCGAGAACAGCAGCCACCAGCAGUCAGCCAGCGCAUCUGUGCCAAAGAAUCCUUUACUUCAUCUAAAGGCAGCAGUGAAAGAAAAGAAAAGAAACAAGAAAAAAAAACCCAUCGGUUCCCCAAAAAGGAUUCAGAGUCCUUUGAAAAACAAGCUGCCAAACAGUCCUGCAAAAACUCUGCCAGGGGCCUGUGGCAGUCCCCAGAAGUUAAUUGAUGGGUUUCUAAAACAUGAAGGAACUCCUGCAGAGAAACCCCUGGAAGAACUCUCUGCUUCUACUUCAGGUGUGCCAGGCCUUUCUAGUUUGCAGUCUGACCCAGCUGGCUGUGUGAGACCUCCAGCACCCAAUCUAGCUGGAGCUGUUGAAUUCAAUGAUGUGAAGACCUUGCUCAGAGAAUGGAUAACUACAAUUUCAGAUCCAAUGGAAGAAGACAUUCUCCAAGUUGUGAAAUAUUGUACUGAUCUAAUAGAAGAAAAAGAUUUGGAAAAACUGGAUCUAGUUAUAAAAUACAUGAAAAGGUUGAUGCAGCAAUCGGUGGAAUCGGUUUGGAAUAUGGCGUUUGACUUUAUUCUUGACAAUGUUCAGGUGGUUUUACAACAAACGUACGGAAGCACAUUAAAAGUUACAUAAAUAUUACCAGGGAGCCUGGUGCUCUCCGAUCGCUGUGCCAUAAGUGCUUGUGAGGUAUUUGCAAAGUGCAUGAUAGUAAUGCUCGGAGUUUUUAUAAUUUUAAAUUUCUUUUAAAGCAAGUGUUUUGUACAUUUCUUUUCAAAAAGUGCCAAAUUUGUCAGUAUUGCAUGUAAAUAAUUGUGUUAAUUCUUUUACUGUAGCAUAGAUUCUAUUUACAAAAUGUUUGUUUAUAAAGUUUUAUGGAUUUUUACAGUGAAGUGUUUACAGUUGUUUAAUAAAGAACUGUAUGUAUAUUUUGUACAGGCUCCUUUUUGUGAAUCCUUAAAAACUCAACUCUAGGAAGCAACUACUGUUUAUUAUACUAAAAGGCUGAAAAACCUCCAGGCCAGACUGCUAAGCUCUGAAAUUCCUGAGAGGUCUCAGACCGGGAUUCUACUUGUUCCAAGAAAGGGUAAAGCUUCUAAACCAUCUUAUUCUUGUCUCCAAGCAUGAACACAGGAGCAUGUUAAGAAAAUCUUUACUUCUUCCAUGUGGAGAAAUCUACAUAUUUUGAAUUAGAAACACCCUCACACCCACUUGAAGAUUUUUUCUUGGGAACAUUAUGUCCCAUAGAUCAGAGGUGAUGUUGUCUUUGCCUCUACUGGCCAUUGAGAAACUUUGAUGAUAAAAAAGAACGGUAUAGAUUUUCAAACGGAUAUAAAAUAUUUUUAUGCUAUAUGUUAUGCCGUAACUUUAAAAUAAAAAUGUAGUUUAAAAUUCU